AUGCAAGGGAAGGAAGCAAAAAUUAUAUUGCUAUAUAAAUCGUUGAAGGGACUAAAAGGUGACACACCACUUACCUAUCUGAGAUCAGAGUUUAACAACAUUCUCCUAGGAGACUCCCCAAAACUUGAAGUUUCAGAAGAACACUCCAUCGAGUACAACUUCACCACCAGCUUUGACAUUGGUCCUGACAGCCCACACAGUCUGGAUGAUCUGACUCACAAACCAGCUAUAUUAACUGUAAUUGAGAUUUUACCCAAAGAGAAGAAGCAAAAGGAGGAGAAGACAGUCACCCUUGGACAGACAGUUGUGGAUUUGCUUCCAUUAUUAAAAGGUGAAUGUAAUUUCAAGGUGAUCCUGCCUCUGCACCCGGCCCCUGGCUCACCUCUAGAGACCAUUCACCCGGAUGCCAAGCCCAGUCUAGAAGUAGCGGUUUCUGUUCCAGAGCCUCUGCUGUCGGAGUCACAGAUAAACAAAUGGAAUCUACUCAGAAUGACAUUGGAAGCUGCUUAUUGUGUUCCUGAGUCCUGGAACCACACAGGGCCACACUAUAAUUAUGUUGCAGGUCUUGUUUUACCCACAGUGGGACAGAAGGACCGCCCUCUGGUGUUUAAUAACGGUGUGUUAAAGGCCGGUGGAGAAAUAGAGCCGGUUCCACGGUUAAAAAAAUGGCCCACAAGUGGCAUCACUGCACCAGGAGCACAGACCAUGCCAGAUUCCUUUAUUCUUGGAGGAGCUUAUGAGGAGGAAGAUGGAGAGAUGAACAAGAAAGAGGACAGAGAGUUCCGAAUUGAUGCAGAGACCAAUAAGAAAAAAGUAAUGUGGGACUCAGAGAGGCGCUACUACCUUGAUCCAUCCAGCCUUAUCAGCUUACAGAAGCGGAUAGCAGAGAGUCGCUACUGGCCUGUGGAAAUAAUAAGGCUGCCUCUUGCCACCAGCCCUAAAGGAAAAGGAGGAAAAACAGAAAAAGUUGAAGAAGAUGGCCAAAUAUUUUUUCAUGGUGUUGCCUAUGUCAAUAUGGUUCCACUGUUGUACCCUGGCGCAAAACGACUGCGUGGAGCUUUUCGUGUUUUUCCAUAUUUGGAUUCUGACGUGCUUGACAAGACAUCAGCUAUGUCAAAGCCACCGGAAGUGUCAGCCGACGUUGAAUCAACAGCAGUGACCACAGCUCCAAAUGUGGAAGGACAGCAGUUUGUAGAGUCAGGGACGUAUAUUGUACUGGAGAUUACUUUGGAAAAGCCAUUGGUUCCUAAACGUUCUGCAGAAGAGGUAGCUCUCAGAGUAAAAGAUCUUAUACCACCACGGCCACAACUUCCCAGUCGAACUGCUAGAGCACAGAAGGCAGUUGAAGAUUACAAAAACCAGAUUGUAAGCAUAACAAAUUCUGUCUUGAAGGAAUAUAUGGAGCGGUUUGACCAUCAAAAAGCUGAUGGUCAAGAGGUAGACAAACAAGCCUUGGAAGAGCGGAAAUGCCAGUUGAUGUACGAGCUGAAUUGCUCUGGGAAAUACUUUGCAUUCAAGGAGCAGCUGAAGCAUUCAGUGGUGAAGAUUGUAAGAGAGAAGUUUCAGAAAACAACUGCGUUUGAUGAUCCAGAGAAGCUUCAGGAUUUCUUGAAUGAUCUCUAUAUUUAUCUGGUGGACAAGAUGCAUGAAUGUCUUAACACGACUUUAUUUAGUAGCAAAGAAGAGCUUCCUAGUCUUCCUGUAAAAGAUACAGAAAAACUCCUCCGAUUUGCAAAGGAAGCAGAGUUCAAUGAAGAUUUGAAUCUGGCUGAGCUGUACUAUCAAGAGAGAUUGGCUCAUGACCGUCAAUGCAUCGAUCACUGGUUGGAUUAUGGGGGUUUCAAGCUUCUUACUGGGGAUUACACUAAAGCCCAAGAAUGUUUUCAUGAGGCUGUGACACUAAACAGAGACCAUACUCACAGCUUGAUUCUCUGUGGUAUACUGGCUGUACUUAUGGAUCGCUAUGAAGAAGCUGAAGUCUUUUUUGAAGAUGCUACUUGUGUUGAUCCACACAGUAUAAUAGCUUGGACAAUGCUAGGUUUGUUUUAUGAAAUUCAGGGUAAUGACAUCAGGAUGGAAAUGGCCUUCACAGAAGCUGGCAAGCUCUCCUAUUCACAGCUAUCUCUUGAGGGACAAGAGUCUGUGUCAGAAACCAGAAGAGAAGCUACUGAUCAAGGUACAGUCUCUAAAGGCGUGACUGAAGAUCAAAAUGAAAAUGCUUCCAAAUUACCUCAAAGUCAUUUAGAAAAAACUGUUUCCUUGAUAAGCCGAACGCCUGAAGAAAGAACAGUACUUUCAAUGCCCAAAUCCACCUCUUCCAAACAGAAGCCUGCAUCUCUGAAAGAAGCCAGUACCAGUUCCAUCACAACAUCACUUACCCAAACUAAACCUAGCAGCAUUUUCAUGAAGACAGCAGAAUUUCUAUCACGUUAUAAUAUCACUCAAUUUAUACAGAGGGCUCUAGCACAUGAACUGCUGUCAACAGAUGGAGGUCCAAGUUGCAAAUACUACUUGAUGUGUGCUCAGAUGCAUAUUCUGAAGAAAGAGUUUGAUGAGGCCAAUAAGAAUCUCCAGGAAGCCUUUCAGAUAGACCAUCAGAAUCCAGAUGUGUGGGCACUCACAGGACACUUGAAGUUUCUUAGAGGCAAAAAGGAUGAGGCCAAAGAAUGGUAUGAACACACCCUCAGUCUGGUGGAGGACGCUUCAGAUAUGCAUCCAGUCUACUUGCGCCUUGGAGCUAUCUACCUUGAAAAUGAAGAGUAUGAGAAAGCCAAGAAUACAUUCCUGCUGGGGUGUAAAAAAUCUCCGACAUGUCAGACUUGGCUUGGAGUUGGGAUUGCUUGUUAUAGGUUGGAUGAGCUCAAAGAAGCAAGUGACGCCUUUUCAGAAGCCAAUGCUUUAAACAACACCAAUGCAGAAGUGUGGGGAUACCUAACUCUUGUCUGCUUAAAGAGCGGACGGCAGCUGGAGGCUGAACAGACAUACAAAUACACCAAAAAGUUUAAUCUUCAGGAUCAGUUUCUUCUCUCAGAAAUCCAUGACAUGCAGAAGCAGUGCGGUGCUGGAGACCUAUCCUUCUAAAACAUUCCUCUUAUUUUUCUACAUAUAUUAAGGAUGACAACAUGGGCAAAAAUUACAGUCAGGUGUCAUGUUGAAUUAUGUUCCAUUAUAGCCAUCAAAUGAUACAUUGUCAAUAAUAAACGUUAUUCCAACUGUAACCCUUUCCCCCACUGCCUUAAUUCUGUUUCUGGUUUUGUCCAAGGCUUACUUGUUUUCUGGCAUUUGGACUUGCCUUUAUUAUUGCUAUUUGUCACAUAAAUGUAUCUGUGGUAUGCUUAUAUAUCUCAGUUACUCUAAUAAAGCAUUCAGUGUCAACUCA
Molecule: messenger RNA, 3379 nt
Organism: Bombina bombina (fire-bellied toad)
Lineage: Eukaryota; Metazoa; Chordata; Amphibia; Anura; Bombinatoridae
Gene: CFAP70
Product: cilia and flagella associated protein 70
Exons: 26
Coding region: 1-3081 (1026 amino acids)
Biological process (GO): cilium assembly; cilium movement
Cellular component (GO): extracellular exosome; motile cilium
Molecular function (GO): protein binding
Source: RefSeq, a predicted model, not a curated record